This is a messenger RNA of Lactuca virosa, 3138 nucleotides long. Lineage: Eukaryota; Viridiplantae; Streptophyta; Magnoliopsida; Asterales; Asteraceae. The record is from the annotation of a GenBank genome assembly.
AUGUCAAAAAACGAGCUCAAAAGGAGAAGUGGUGAGGGUUCUGGAAAUGGAAUAUUGUUCAAGGAUAUAGAUGUAUUGACUAAAGCAUUAUAUGAAGAUAAAACACAUCCCAGGAGCAUCAUAAACUCUACAGCUAGUAGCAGAUCAAAAGCCAUUGUUAAACCUCAUCUUCCUGAAACAAAAUCAAAAUCUAAAAUCAACAAUGAAGAUCGGUUUCUAAAGGACAAGAAAUCCAUUUGGAGUUGGAACACCUUCAAAUCUUUCACACAUGUCCGCAACAAGAGAUUCAACUGUUGUUUCUCCCUUCAAGUCCAUUCAAUCGAAGGACUCCCACCAAGUUUUGAUAAUCUCACACUCUGUGUAAAGUGGAAGAGACGUGAUGGUGAGUUGACCACUCACCCUGCAUCAGUUUCACAAGGUGUAGCUGAAUUUGAAGAACUGUUGACCAACACUUGCUCUGUUUAUGGUAGCAGGAGUGGGCCCCAUCACUCAGCUAAAUAUGAAGCAAAACACUUUUUAUUGUACGCAUCUGUGUAUGGAGACCCUGAGCUUGACUUGGGAAAACACAGGGUUGACCUUACUAGAUUACUCCCUCUUACAUUAGAAGAGCUUGAAGAUGAAAAAAGCUCAGGAAAGUGGAGUACUACAUAUAGAUUAUCAGGCAAGGCAAAAGGUGCAAGUAUGAAUGUCAGCUUUGGGUAUUCAGUAGUUGACAGCAUUAAAUCUCCUACUGGUCAAAGUCAAAUGAAGCGAGGUGAAAGUCUUCCUGUUAUGUCUCGUUCAUACAAUCGUUCUGUAGAAGAUAUAAAGGAUCUUCAUGAGGUUUUUCCAGUUUCAAAAUCAGAACUUUCUGAAUCUGUUAGUAUGCUGUAUAAGAAACUUGAUGAAGAUAAGUCAACCAUAUCUGUUGACUAUGAAACCAAACGAGAUGUUCAAGACUUUGACACUCCUGAUCCUGAUAAAAGUGAGUUUUCUAUCCUAGAACAGGGAAUAGAGUUUCCUGUGAAAGAAAAGGCAACACCAGAACAUGACAUAAAAGCUUAUGAAGAGGAAGAAGGUACUUUAAAAGAUCAGAGAUUUGAUGAAAAAGAAUUAAUCAUGCAAGAAUUGGAAUUGGCCUUGAAUAAUGUGAAUGAAGUAUCAGAUUCUCAAGAAGAAAGUGAGAAUCUAAAAGAAGAUGAAGAAGAGGGUACUUUAAAAGAUCAGAGAUUUGAUGAAAAAGAACUAAUCAUGCAAGAAUUGGAGUUGGCCUUGAACAAUGUGAAUGAAGAAUCAGAUUCUCAAGAAGAAAGUGAAAAUCCAAAAGAAGAUGAAGAGGGUUUGAAGGUGACAGAAACAGAAAGUGUUGCAGGUUUUGAAUAUGAAGAAAAUGAAAACAUGGAGGUUAAAAUCGGUUAUAAAAAGAAAGGAAAGGCACUGAAAUUAGAUCAUGCUACUGAAGUUGUAGCUGAAGAUUUCUUAAACAUGCUUGGAAUAGACCACAGCCCCUUCAGUCUGACUUCUGAAAGUGAGUCAAACUCUCCACGAGAACGUUUACUAAGACAAUUUGAAAAAGAUGCAUUGACCAAUGGUUCUUCUUUAUUCAACUUCAAUCUUGAUGAUGAUGAUGAUGAUUUCAUUUGCGACUCUUCAUCCACCUCAAUGUUACCCGAAGAACAUAACAAAACAAAAGCAUCGAUCAUGGAAGACAUGGAAUCAGAAGCUUUGAUGCGUGAGUGGGGUCUAAAUGAGAAGGUUUUCGAGCGGGACCCAUCGAGUACAAAAAGUCAAGUUGACUUUUCUCCUGAAGAACCACUUGAGCUUCCUCCACUUGGAGACAAUUUAGGUCCGUUUGUUGAGACAAGUAAUGGAGGGUUUUUGAGGUCAAUGAGCCCUGAGAUUUUCAAGAAUGGUAAAAAUGGAGGGAAUUUGAUCAUGCAGGUUUCAAGUCCAGUUGUUGUCCCUGCAGAAAUGGGGUCUGGAGUUAUGGAUGUUUUACAAGGUUUAGCUUCUGUUGGUAUUGAAAAGCUUUCAUUUCAAGCAAACAAGCUCAUGCCUUUAGAAGAUAUAUCUGGAAAAACUAUCCAACAAAUAGCUUUAGAACAAGAAUCAUCAUCAUCAUCCAUCGUAGGUCAAAGUCAAAGAUCAAGAAAAUACGAUUUGGGGGAUACAGAUCCAGAAUAUGUCUCUUUAGAGGAUCUUGCACCAUUGGCAAUGAACAAGAUCGAAGCUUUAUCAAUGGAGGGGUUAAGAAUACAAUCCGGGAUGUCUGAUAAUGAAGCACCUUCAAACGUAAGCCCAAAAUCCAUAGGCGAAGUUUCUGCUCUGGAGGGUAAAAUGGUAAAUUUGGGAACUGGGGGGUUACAGUUGUUGGAUGUUAAGAACAAUGGACAUGAUGAAGAUGAUGAUGGUAUGGAUGGGAUGAUGGGUUUAUCUGUGAGUUUAGACGAAUGGAUGAGAUUGGAUAGUGGUGAAAUCGACGAGAGUGAAAGAACUUCAAGAAUUCUUACAGCUCAUCAUGCUAGUGACAUGGCGAGGGUAAAAAGAGGAGGUAAAAACAAGAAAGGUGGGUUGUUGGGGAAUAAUUUUACUGUUGCGUUAAUGGUUCAGCUUCGUGACCCGUUAAGAAACUUUGAACCGGUGGGGACACCGAUGCUUGCUCUUGUUCAAGUGGAACGCGUCUUUGUCCCACCAAAACCCAAAAUUCACAGCUCCAUUUACUGGAGAAAACCCGAAGAAGAAGAAGAAGAAGACGAGGUGAAAGUUAAAGAUGUUGAAGAAGAUAAGGUGGUGGUUGUUGAGGAAGAAAGUGUUUUGGUUCCUCAGUUUAAGGUUGUGGAGGUUCAUGUUGCGGGUGUGAAAAAUGAGAGUGAGGGGGGUAAAAAGGGAAUUUGGGGGUGGGGGUCGAAUGUGAAACAAGAGAAGGCGGGGUCGCGGUGGUUGGUGGCGAAUGGGAUGGGGAAGAAGAACGGGAAGCAUCUGCUGAUGAAAUCGAAAGCUGCUGAUAAAUCCUCUGGUGGUGGUGGUGGUAGUAUGUGGAGUGUCUCAUCAAAGGGGAAGGGGAAAGGGAAGGUGGAUCCACCUGUUACUGUUAGGAACCCUAAUGUUAUCAUUCCUAAUGAAACAGUGAGGUUGCUAAGUGGAGCAGGCUUUUUAUGA